Triticum aestivum (bread wheat) is the source of this 1497-nucleotide messenger RNA. Its product is annotated as myb-related protein Zm1. The record is from RefSeq and is a predicted model, not a curated record. The coding region runs from base 137 to 1090 and encodes 317 amino acids. The transcript has 3 exons. NCBI's taxonomy places the organism in Eukaryota, Viridiplantae, Streptophyta, Magnoliopsida, Poales, Poaceae.
GUGUCCCGGUUGCAUCUCGCACACGUCCGGUACAACAGCAACAGCGCAGAGACAGGCCAUCGGCCGGCGACCAUUCGGGCUAGCUAGCUAGCUGUUUGAAGCGGCCGGCCGGAUAGGCAGCUCGUAGCCGGGGUCGAUGGGGAAAGGUCGUGCACCGUGCUGCGCCAAGGUCGGUCUCAACAGGGGCUCCUGGACGCCGGAGGAGGACAUGCGCCUCAUCGCCUACAUUCAGAAGUACGGCCACGCCAACUGGCGCGCCCUGCCCAAGCAAGCAGGUUUGCUCCGGUGCGGGAAGAGCUGCCGGCUCCGGUGGAUCAACUACCUCCGGCCGGACCUCAAGCGCGGCAACUUCACCGUCGAGGAGGAGGAGACCCUCAUCAAGCUGCACAACAUGCUCGGCAACAAAUGGUCCAAGAUCGCGGCGUGCCUGCCGGGGAGGACCGACAACGAGAUCAAGAACGUCUGGAACACGCACCUCAAGAAGCGGGUGGCGGCCAGCGCCGGCGAGCAGAAGAAGGGCGGGGCCAAGGGCAAGAAGAAAACCACCUGCGUCGACGUGCCGGCGCCGUCUCCGUCUCCAUCCUCUUCCACCACCACCACGACCACCACCACGACCAACUGCUCUAGCGGCGAGUCGGGCGAGCAGAGCAACACCAGCAAGGAACUAGAAUUGGAGCUGGAGAAGAUCGAGAUCCCCAUGCUCGACCUCGGCUUCGACUUGGACAUGCUACUGGACGCCGUCCCCGACACGCACUGCCCGGCCAUCUCGUCGGCGCCGACCUCGCCCUGCUCGUCCGCGUCCCCGCCCUGCGUGGUGGACGACGGCGUGCUGCUCGACCUGCCGGAGAUCGACAGCGUGCCCGAGCUGUGGAGCAUCAUGGACGGCGAAGGCGGCGCCGGCGCCUGCGCAGAAGCGGCGCAGGCCCCGUGGAGCAAUGCGGCGCCGUGCCAGGGCGACGGAACAGAGGCGAGCGGUGCAACGGCCGACGACGAGGACGGAAAGGAGUGGUGGUUGGAAGAUUUGGAAAAGGAGCUGGGCCUAUGGGGGUCCAUCGAGGACUACGACCACAAGGCGAUUUUUGCGAUUUGACCCUUUCUGCAAAGUUUAGCCGGAUAUGACCAACGACCGCCGGAGAUGCUGGCGGUAGGGUUGUACAACCUAUGGCCGAAAACCAUGGCGGUAGGGUAACGUCAGCCGCCGUCAUGUAUGGGUUCCCUGUUGAUGGCGUAAUGGCCGUACCGCCGAAGGGGACAAUGGUAGGGGUGCAAUAAUCAACCGCCGAGGUCGUUGGCAGUAGGGUCCGUCGCCAGUGCACGGUUCUGUGGCUUGAAAAUGCAAAAAAAUUACGAUAGGUUUUCAUAACCUAUCACCGUAGACCCUGGCGGUAGGUUCCCGUCCCUCUUAAUUUUUGUGCUGAACUUCAUCACUUCAGAUACAAAAAAAUGUGCACACCAGCAAUAUUGUUUGCGAAUAAAAAAAAAUGACGAUCUCACACA